GCAUUUUAAUAAUGUUUCUCUAAAUUUAAUCAUUACAGUGAAAGUCGCAGCUUGGGGUUGAACGCUAUCAUAAACGACUAUGUGGAUAAUACGAUAUCUUUGCUCGUACCUUUCAUUCAAGAAAACGGUCUUGAUCCCAUGGAACUACCGGACGUUGUUGAAGGAUUUGAAGUGAGGCCAGUUUUGAUCACCUACAGUGCUUGGCUAAAGAUCCAUGAUGGGUAUAUGACGGGCUUGACUAACGUGGACCGCUCUGGUGACCAGACAAUUAAUUAUUUCGCCAAGAUGGUUCGUGUACGCGUUCAGUUGCAGUUUAGGAACUUAGAGUUCGUGUACAAAUACCUGGUUAAAGUUAUGAACAUCGGCCCUACUGGAGGUAUCGUAGGUUCCCUCAACCGUUUUGUGGUCAUUGUGGAUCUGCUCAUUGAUUUCAACAACGACGAAAUACAUCUUCAACAGUUCUCUCUCACAGAUAUUGGCCGUCUUCGCGUCCGUUUGACUGGUAACAUAUUGACCGACUGGUUGGUGAACCCCGUUAUCCGUACAUUCACGAGGAUCUUUGAUACAACUAUAAUAAAGGUUGUAGAAAUUAAUAUUCGCAACGCCAUCAACGAGGGCCUCACUGAAAUCAACAGGAAUAUUAGGAAUGUAAUCCAAUUUAUUGAAUCUUUUAAUUGAAAA
Messenger RNA from Achroia grisella, 681 nucleotides. RefSeq lists its product as uncharacterized. Lineage: Eukaryota; Metazoa; Arthropoda; Insecta; Lepidoptera; Pyralidae. The record is from RefSeq and is a predicted model, not a curated record. The transcript is spliced from 4 exons. Bases 139 to 678 code for a protein of 179 amino acids.